AUGGUGGCUUUCUCAACCAUCUCGGGCCUCGGUGCUCUUUCCCUUCUCUUCUCCAUCAUUGAAAGUGUCGAUGGAGUCUCCUUAAAAGUUAGUACAGAUGGGGGCAACUCUUCAAGUCCGUUGUUGUACGGGUUUAUGUUCGAGGACAUCAAUCAUUCCGGUGAUGGGGGUAUCUAUGGCCAGAUGAUACAAAACAACGGGCUCCAGGGGAGCUCACCCAACCUGACCGCAUGGGCCUCAGUUGGCGAUGGCACUAUUUCGGUGGACACUACCAACCCCUUGACUGCUGCCAUUCCAAACAGUCUUAAGCUCGACAUCAAGCCUGACGCCACCGGGGCUGUAGGCUUCACGAAUGAAGGAUACUGGGGCAUUCCGGUGGACGGCACCGAGUUUCAGAAUAGUUUCUGGAUGAAGGGUGAUUUCUCUGGUGAAAUCACGGUCCGUCUGGUUGGAAACGAGACCGGCACGGAGUACGGGUCGACCACUUUCAACCAGUCAUCAAGUUCGGACGACUACACGAAAGUGUCUGUGAAGUUCCCGACUACUAAGGCACCCGAUGGCAAUGUUUUGUAUGAGUUAACGGUGGACGGCGAGUCAGCACAAGGAUCUUCUUUGAGCUUCACGCUGUUUGAGCUUUUCGCGCAAACAUACAAGUCCAGAUCCAACGGACUCAAACCCCAACUGGCUGACGCACUCGAGUCUGUCAAGGGUUCAUUCCUACGGUUUCCCGGUGGUAACAACCUUGAGGGCAAUGAUGUCGAAACGAGGUGGAAGUGGAACGAGACCAUCGGUCCAUUGGAGAACCGCCCCGGACAUCAAGGCACUUGGGGUUACUUCAACACCGACGGAUUAGGCUUGGACGAAUAUCUGUACUGGUGUGAGGAUAUGAAUCUCACUCCAGUUCUGGGUGUGUGGGCCGGGUUCGCCUUGGAGUCUGGUGGCAACACCCCUAUUACAGGAGAUGCAUUGACUCCGUACAUCGAGGAUGUUCUGAACGAACUCGAAUACGUCUUGGGCGACCCCAGUACAACCUACGGCAAGCUUCGCGCCUCCUACGGGCGCGAGGAGCCCUGGAACGUGACCCUGGUCGAGAUCGGAAACGAGGAUAACCUCGGCGGUGGAUGCGAAUCGUACGCGGAGCGCUUUACCGCAUUCUACAAUGCUAUCCACGAUGCCUACCCCGAUCUUACUCUGAUCGCCAGCACCGACAAUGCCUCUUGCUUGCCCAGCCCAUUGCCAGAGGGUGCCUGGGUGGACUACCAUAACUACAACACCCCAGAUGAGCUGGUAAAGCAGUUCGGCAUGUUUGACAAUGUCGACCGGUCAGUGCCUUACUUCAUUGGAGAAUACUCGCGCUGGGAGAUCCCUUGGCCCAACAUGCAGGGCUCUGUAGCGGAGGCGGUCUUCAUGAUCGGCCUGGAGAGAAACAGUGAUGUGGUCAAGAUGGCUGCGUAUGCACCGUUGCUUCAGCUUGUGAAUUCGACUCAGUGGACGCCGGAUCUCAUCUCUUUCACCCAGAACCCCAACAUGGUCAUCGACUCCACAAGUUACUACGUCCAGCAGAUGUUCUCGGUCAACCGCGGCGAUACAAUCAAGGAAGUGACUUCCGACUCGGCGUUUGGCCCGGUAUACUGGGUUGCAUCGAGUUCGGGAAGCUCCUACUAUGUCAAGCUGGCGAACUAUGGCGCAGAUACUCAGGAAGUCUCGGUCUCAAUACCGGGGAUGUCUAGUGGGAAGUUAACUGUGCUGGCAGACUCAGACCCGGAGGCGUACAAUUCCGAUACCCAGACCUUGGUGACGCCGUCUGAGUCGAAUGUGCAGGCCAGCAAUGGGCAGUUUAGCUUCACUUUGCCGGCGUGGUCGGUGGCCGUUCUUACUGCUAAUUGA
Messenger RNA from Aspergillus terreus NIH2624, 1887 nucleotides. Its product is annotated as alpha-N-arabinofuranosidase A precursor. The transcript has 6 exons. The coding region runs from base 1 to 1887 and encodes 628 amino acids. The record is from RefSeq and is a predicted model, not a curated record. Gene Ontology annotation, molecular function: alpha-L-arabinofuranosidase activity. Gene Ontology annotation, biological process: L-arabinose metabolic process. Lineage: Eukaryota; Fungi; Ascomycota; Eurotiomycetes; Eurotiales; Aspergillaceae.